Molecule: messenger RNA, 3819 nt
Organism: Synchiropus splendidus (mandarinfish)
Lineage: Eukaryota; Metazoa; Chordata; Actinopteri; Syngnathiformes; Callionymidae
Exons: 13
Coding region: 175-1977 (600 amino acids)
Cellular component (GO): meiotic nuclear membrane microtubule tethering complex; nuclear envelope
Source: RefSeq, a predicted model, not a curated record
CCGGUUACCUGCCGCUCUUCGGUUGCGGCUGGAUUCCCCUGCUGCAGGUUGGCUGAGGAGCGAGUGUCCUCGGUGAUCACGGAGCUCAAGCGUCACCCGGACCGUCUCCGCUCCUCUCUGUUUCCGGGUGUCGGCGGACUCUCCUCCGGAGAUGAACUCGUGCGGCAGGUAAUCAUGAAGCCCGGAGUGCACCCGUCCUAUCCGGGUCAACAUGGUGAUGUCCCCUCAGAACCGGACCAGUGUGAUGAGGCGUGGAGGGAUUCUAGCCCGGUUCUGGAGUCACAAACUGACCUGGACUGGGACGACAUGCUGCAGCUGGACCACAACUGGACCCUCGACCAGCCGGGAAGUGGCCCACUGGAGCAGCGCUGGGUCCUGUGGCAGGACUUCAUGAAGGAGCACGCUCACCUGGAUUCCUGGCUCCAGGCUGCCCAGCAGGCGCUCUCUUCCUCGAACACUGGUCAUGUGACCUUUGCCGCGGCCUGUGAGGACCUGAGUCGGUUUGAGAAGCUGCGGUGUGAGGCAGGCUCUCGGCUGCUCCAGCUGGAAGGUCUGACCCGGAAGAACCGCACGCUGACUCGGCUGUUCGAGGGCUCCAUGCAGGCCCGGCUGCUGGCCCUAGCCCGGAACUGCAGCCUGCGCUGGGACGACGUCAACGUCAGGCUGGAGGGCGUCACCCGACGUCUGAAGCUCUUCCUCUCUGAGUGGGAGGAGUUUGAAGCGGAGAGGGCGGAGCUUGCACAGUGGCUGACCGAUCUGAACGUCCGUCUGACGGACGUGGAUAUCCUGACAGGAAGUACCUGCGAGAAGCUGCAGUGCCUGCAGUCGUUCCAGCACUGUGUGUGUGUCAAUUCCGAGCGUGUGAACAUGCUGCUACAGCGUGGCGAGUCGCUGAUGCAGCGCAGCGAGACAAGCGAUGCCCAGCGUGUGGAGAGCCGCCUGCUGGAGCUGCUGAGGAGCUGCAGCGAUGUCUACAGCAACAUCGCUCGCACUCACACGCGUCUGCUCAGCAUGAGACUGGUCUUCGAGGACGACUGGAUCUUGCCUCGGGCUUCGGACUCAGGCUGUCCGUCCGAGAGUCUGCUGGAGGACGACGGAGCGCUGAACCUGGACCUGCUCUCAGCGCCCCCCGCAGACUCGCACCCGUCCCCUCCCCGGUCGCCCUCGCCUGUCCACGAGCACCUGGGACUGGAGUGGGACCCCUCUGUGGACGUGGGCCGGUCCCUCACACCAGACGGCGCCGACUCGUCCUAUUUCAGCACCAGCACUGGUCCCGGGCACAGAGAUGGUCUGAAGAGGCGGAGCUACCUCAGCUCUCUGGGCUCUUGGUCUGACAUCAGCAAUGACGUCAUCAACCAGGAGCCCAAUCUGGCCAGCUUCAGGCAGACGGCCCAGGACCCGGCUCCUCGUCCCCCCUCGUUGGUCUCAGUGAGGGACCCCAGACCUGGCCCGUCCAGCGAGUCGUGGUCCACCUCCACACCGGACCGCGACGCCGCUGAGCUCUUUGGCUACGGCGGCCGACGUGUGCGUGCGUGGCUGGGGGUCCACAGCUCCGCCAAUUCAGAUGAACCCAUGUCCUGUUGCAAGGCGGUUCAGACUGAGCCACAGGAGGAGUCCCACCUGGGCAUGAGCCACGAUGCCGCCCAACAGCUGCUGGUUCGGACAACUCGACAUUGCUCCGAAAAUACCAGUCGCCUCGGUCCGGACGCCGCCCCUGCAUGGUCACAUGACCUCGCCGCGCUCCCUGGUUGGACAAGGGAGAAGCUGCAGUCGGAGGAAGAGUCGUGCUGCGACCAAGCCGAGCAACUGCGCAGCUCUCCACGCCUGCGUCCGUGCUCGUGGCUCCUCCUGCUGGCCGCCGCUCUGGCCCUGCUGCUGUGGCUGCUGUGGCACCUGCUGGAGCCGCCGUGUCACCGCAGCAACCGCAUGACGCAUGCGCUCCACCUAACCUACAUCAACGGACCACCGCCCACCUGACCGCCACGAUCUGGCGGAGGAACACCAUGGUUAGUUAGCGGCUGGCAGGGAACUUGUGGGCGGGCCUGAUGUGUGUUUCUCCGUCAGAGGUCACAACCUCUCCAGGACUCACGGCAGCUUUUUUCCUUGGAGCCAAACAACGUCCGGCUCUCUGACGAAACUCAAUUUGAUGACUCUGCACUUCGUUGCUGUCCACCUCCGAAGUCUGGAAGUAAUGCAAUUUGGGCUUAAAAACUUUUUUUUAAAGCUUCUAGUCAGGAAUAAAUAAAUGUUUUUUAAAUCAUCAUUUCUUCUAUGUCAGUGAUCCGAAUCGGCCAUUAGCGUUCGGAAUGACGGAAACAUCCUGUUCUUCCUGACACUGUGACCCAAGACUCUGUGCUCAUAUGAUCGUUUUUCUUUUCAAAAGCUGUGAUAUGAGAUUUAAAUCGGAGGGACAGUGACUCGUCUCGGAAUGUUGCAAUCGUUCCAAACUCCUGUUCUCCUGCGUCAAAGCAUUUGUUUAACAAAAACAUCAAUAUUUCUCCGCUAAUAAGGUGUUCAGCGUGAUGUCAUCGGCAAACAUGAACACCGUGUGCCGGGGAAACAAGUCUGAGCAGACUCUUGUCAGGAACUCUCCAUUGCCAAGUCAUCAGACUCAGAUGAACAUCUUCGAGCGCCAAAAUAAGAAAAAGACCAGAUUAAGUACAGACUUGUGUAAAAUAGUAAUAUUCUUUUAUCAUAAUGUUUCAUUUGGUAGCACGUAGCAUAUUGGAUGUUAGAUCUAAAUGUGAUGCAAACAUGAGCACUUCUCUUGCUUCUUUUUGUUCAUACAGGAGUUGCCUAACUAAAAACACUCAUCUUUGUCUAAAAAAAAAAAAAAAAAAAAGUAAUAAGAGUGCGUGUGUAUAUUUUUUUUCUUCAUGUCACUUUUACUUAAAAACAUAAAUUUAGCGCCUUUGUUUCCGUCCAAACUCUUUGAGUUAAGAACUAUUUGUAAAUCUGCGCAAAAAUCAUCUGUAACACAUUCAUCAUGUUCUGAAAAUGCCUCACAAUAUUGUUUGUUUUAUCUUUUGUGUGUAAUGGAAACGUAUCGCCCCCUGCAGUUGUCACCAAGUACUUGAGCUAAGGUACAUUCUGCAGCCUCAAGUUAGAUUGUGAUGUUUACGAUCUAUAUUUGUCGCCUUCAAGCACGCGGUUCUGCGUUAUUAGCCUGACGUCGUCUGCAAACAAUAGCACUUUGUAACGGAAACAGAGACAUUGAAUUACAUAACUAUUCUGUUGACUUUCGUCCAAACUCUGAGUUGACAACUACUGGGCAUCAAGUCGACUGUGACCUCUAAAGCGCUUUGAGGCGAAAAUGUUUUUUCAUACCACAAAAGUUCCAUAGCUUCCCCUAUGACGGCUUCGUUGGAAAAUAUUUGCCAUUUCAUAAGUGAACAUUUGUUGCGGUGAAGAGCUUUCAGUAUGACAUCAUCUGCAAACAUCAGCACUUUAACACCUCUGCACGGCGACCGAGAAGCCAAUUUUAUAGUUUUAUUGUUCAAUAAAAACACCCCUCGUUGGUCUCAGAUUAAUUUCCCGCUAAAUCUCUGACUGUAAUUUAGCGAAGUGGUUUCCAAAGCCAUGUUUCACGCCAGUCUCUCGGCGAACAUCCUCAUAACAUUUUCUGACACGAAUAAGAAGCUCAUCAAAGUGCCGUUUUAUUUCACGUGUGAAUGUUUACGAAUGAAACUUUUCAUAGAGAUUUCUUUGCGUGGUUGUCUUGGCUGUUAGCGGCCAUGCUAGUAGUAUUGUUCGCUGCUCCAAAUGUGUGUUUUGAUUCUGAAAAUUUGUCUCUGUCUCAGCAGUUGAAAUAAAGUUUUG